Molecule: messenger RNA, 108 nt
Organism: Eimeria tenella
Lineage: Eukaryota; Apicomplexa; Conoidasida; Eucoccidiorida; Eimeriidae
Exons: 1
Source: RefSeq, a predicted model, not a curated record
AUGAUUGGCAUCGGCUGCGGAUUUCCUCAAAACGGAAGCAGUUCAGGUUUGAAGCAAUUGAACUGGGGUGGGUGCGGCCAGCUGCCAGCCGCGGAUGGUUUCGUCCAG